AUGCCUUAUCGUUUGCCCGUCUCCUUCUCCGGUGAGGAAGAUGAGGAAGGUGAAAAAAGUGACAAGGCUGAUAAGGGUGGCGGGGCGGCACCACAAAAUUCUCCUCCCAUGGGAAGAGCCAUCUCAUCCCAUCAUGUUGGGCACCCAUCAUAUCACCAACAAUAUAUGGAGCAAUUCCAAUCGAUCCAUACCCGCCUCGACACUUACCACCAAGAUCUCGCGAACCUAACCCAAAGUUAUUCCUCCUUCACCACUCAACACGCUCGGGAUCAAGAGCGUCAGCGUAAUCAUGUGGAGGACUUUUGGGCUUAG
Lactuca saligna is the source of this 312-nucleotide messenger RNA. The record is from the annotation of a GenBank genome assembly. NCBI's taxonomy places the organism in Eukaryota, Viridiplantae, Streptophyta, Magnoliopsida, Asterales, Asteraceae.